Plasmodium adleri (nom. inval.) is the source of this 1215-nucleotide messenger RNA. RefSeq names its product conserved protein, unknown function. Gene Ontology annotation, cellular component: U2-type catalytic step 1 spliceosome. The coding region runs from base 1 to 1215 and encodes 404 amino acids. The transcript has a single exon. Gene Ontology annotation, biological process: mRNA splicing, via spliceosome. The record is from RefSeq and is a predicted model, not a curated record. Lineage: Eukaryota; Apicomplexa; Aconoidasida; Haemosporida; Plasmodiidae.
AUGGCUGAAAGGAAAGUUUUGAAUAAAUAUAUCCCUCCGGAUUUUGAUCCGGAUAAGUUAAUGGAAAGUAAGAAAUUGUUGAAAAAAAUAGAAAAGAGAAAGAAUAGGAACAAGAAUAAGACUAAAAAGAAAUUAAUGAAUAUAAGAAUGAUGUAUCCAUUUACUUUGAAAUGUAAUAAAUGUAAAACGUUUACGUACGUUGGUACAAAAUUUAAUUCAAGAGUUGAAAAAUUAAAAGAUGAAACUUAUUUGAAUAUACCAAUAUGGAAAUUUUAUGGGAAAUGUCAAGAAUGUAAAAAUGAAAUUAUAUUUAAAACAGAUCCUAAAAAUGGUGAUUAUUUAUUAAUAGCUGGAGGUACAAGAACUUAUGAUGCACAUAAAGAACAAGAAUUAGCAGAUGAUUAUUAUAGAAAUAGUAAUGUUAAAGAUGAAGAUAAAAUUAAAAAUACAGAAAAACAAUCAUAUAAUGCAAUGUUAGAAUUAAAAAUGAAUGAACAAUUAGAAGAAUUACAAAAUAUGAAUAAAAGACAUUUAGAUAAAUUUAAUAGUAUAAAUAAAGCUUUAAAUCGUUUAUAUGAAAAAAGUGAAUUAGAAAAUAAAGAAAAUAAUUUCUUUAUGAAUAAUCUAGACUCAGAGGAUGAAAAGGCAUUUUUUAGUUUACUUAAUAAAAAUAGAUCGUCUACAGAUCAUGUAGGGGAUAAUUUGAACAAAUAUAAUCAAUCAAAUAAUAAAUGGAUAAAUAAGAAUAUGGAAAAGGAUAAUAUUAUAAUAGAAGAAGUAGAACUUGAUGAUAAUAAAAGUAACCAGGAAGAAGAAAAUGAAUAUAUAAGUGGAGGUGAAGGUGAGGAUAAGGAUGAGAGUGAACAUUAUCAUUCAGAUGGAGAUAAUACCAAUAAAGUUAAUGGAUCAUUUUCAGAUUUAUUAUUAAAAAAGAAAAAAUAUAUAUAUGAAAAAGAAAGUACAGUAAAAAUUAAAGGAACAAAUAUUGAUAUUGAAGGUAAACUCAAAGGUAAUCAACAAGACAAAACAGAUAAUAACUCUUUAAAAAAUACCAUUAGUAAUAAUAGUUCAUCAUUUUCAAAUAUAAUUCAAAAACCAAUGUUUAAUAAAAUAAAGAAAGAAACAAAUUUUAAUUUUGUAAUAAAGAAAAAAGAAAAUGUUCAAAGCCUUUUGAGUGAAUAUAAUUCAGAUAAUUCCAAUGAAUCAGAUAAUUAA